Saccoglossus kowalevskii is the source of this 1931-nucleotide messenger RNA. RefSeq names its product vesicular amine transporter-like protein. Gene Ontology annotation, molecular function: transmembrane transporter activity. The record is from RefSeq and is marked provisional. Gene Ontology annotation, biological process: transmembrane transport. NCBI's taxonomy places the organism in Eukaryota, Metazoa, Hemichordata, Enteropneusta, Harrimaniidae.
UACUGAUUAUUACGCGAUAGUUUAUGAAAUCACGAUUACUGUGCGUCGUAUCACUCCGUCGAUGAGCGAGCCAUGAUCCCAGCACAUCAUGGGAUUGUCACGAUGUCGACGGGGCGCCAUAAUGGUAUGCGUGUGUAUUGCGAAAUACUUUCUGAAAGCGAGUUAUUCCAUUAUUGUACCAUUUUACCCAGUAGUGGCACUUGACAAGGGCGUUGACCCGCUGACAGUGGGAUUUAUAAUGGCCAGCUUUGCUUUCGUUUCCUUCCUUAUAGCGCCUCCCCUCGCUAAAUCGAUUCCUAUUUUUGGUUACAAAUUCAUAUUUAUCCUGGGAGUCGGAGUUUCCGGUCUGGCAGCCCUGAUUUUCGGGCUGUUGUAUAUCAUUGAUAACACGAUAUACUUCACAAUAAUGAGUUUUAUUGUCAGAAUUAUCCAAGCAUUCGGCGUACAGGCAGGGAACACGUCCGUUGUCGUGAUUGUGUUCAAACUAUAUCCUGACAAUGUAGCCUUUGCUUAUGGCAUAACGCAAGUGUUUUCUGGUCUAGGGCUGAUUACCGGACCAACUAUUGGAGCAGCUCUUUAUACGGCUGGUGGUUACUUUUUGCCGUUUUUGGUACUCGGCGUCGUUCUACUUGUGAUCGCUCCGAUAUGUAUGUGUAUCCUUCCGCCCUCAGAAAUAGAAGACAAUAUAAGUAAAGGAAAUUGGUGUCCAUUAUUAGUGAUGCCGGGUAUUAUUUUAGCAAUGUUAAUACGUGUAGUGUCUGCUAUUGAGAUUACCUUCUUAGAUUCAACACUGGCGCUCGCACUUAUAAAUUUGAAUGUUACCUCUACUGGUUUGUUAGGAAUAUUAUUCCUGCUAACAGGCCUGGGAUAUGGACUGUCGGCGCCACUCUGGGGCUUGGCUGGGGAUAAGUGGGAUAUCAUCAAAGAAUUAAAUUUACUUGGUUUAGUGUUCGGAUCUGUGGGAUAUUUACUAAUUGGACCCAGUCCCAUACUUCAAGUGGACGCGAGCGUUGCUAUUAUGGCUACUGGUCUGACACUUAUGGGAAUUGGUGUCGGAGCUGUCAUUACAUUGGUGUCCGACAUGGUGACAAUCGCAAGUCAAAAUGGAAUAAAAAACGACAUUACGUUGUUUUCACUGGUAUCUGGACUUUAUUAUUUUGCUUAUAACUUGGGAAUGUGUAUUGGUCCGAUAAUGGGGUCUGGUUUAGCUGCUAAUUUCGGAUUCGCUUGGAGUUGUACCUAUGUGUCCAUUAUGGUGGCCGCGACGUUUCUGAUAUACGCCAUCUAUGUCGGUUAUAAUAGAUGUAAGGAGUGGCGGCAUGCCGAAAGGACACUUCAAGAAAAAGAGUUGGAGAUGAAUGGAAUGCCGACGGAAGCUAACGGGGACGUUACGUGGGACUAUGUAAGAGACGAUCACAGCGACUAUGACGAGGAGAAAAAUCCUUUUUAUACAGCACCAUUAAACUAUUCGUCUAUGAUGAAUGGAGACUCACGCUAAAGUUUCAAGACGAUGGCCAUAGUUGCCAUAGUAUCGUACUUGUAACCUAAAGGUGUUUUUUGGAUAAGAAUAUGCCACGUCAUGUUAUUUUGUGUACGUGCUCUGGACGAGGGUGGCGCACAUAACAACAUUGGCUUUGUAUUCUUCUUGGAUGAGUGCAAUUCAUCACGAAGUUAGUUUUCGCGAACGAGAAUCAUAGUAGGGAGUGGCCAUGAUAUACGACAUAAGACAGUAAAUAGGUUGUUCUGUAAGCGAAUAUGGUAACACAUGUAAAACAAUUAUUCUUGUAAAACAAAAAUACAAUCACACACAUAACUAAAUGAUUCUCUAUAAAUAUAUUAAUUUCAACAGUAAACACUGCCAGUCCGAUCAUUUUAAUUUGUCAAUUCUGUGGUGUAAUUAAAUAUUGUAAAUAAAUAAAAUAUUAAAGCUU